Messenger RNA from Marasmius oreades (fairy-ring Marasmius), 1657 nucleotides. RefSeq lists its product as uncharacterized. The record is from RefSeq and is a predicted model, not a curated record. The transcript has 5 exons. Lineage: Eukaryota; Fungi; Basidiomycota; Agaricomycetes; Agaricales; Marasmiaceae. Bases 351 to 1472 code for a protein of 373 amino acids.
CUCCUACCUUUUCUCUUGACGUCUUCGCACUAGUCACCACAACCCACAGGCACUGCAUCGCUUUGCGGCCAUCGUUGACCGCAGCGGCGCGACGACUGCUCCUAAAGACAAGGAAGGAGCGCUGGUGGCGGAAAGGGGGUCAUAACAUAUCGGGCCAGAAAUGAGACAGCGUCAGCAUGCUCGUUUGUGAUCUCAAACGCCUUGAGGCCACACAACCAAGCAUAUUUCUUGUUUACGAAUCGGAAAUCGAAAUCUUCAAGUCACCGGAUGUACGCGUCUAAGGACGGAACUGGACUAUAUAAGCCAGACAAAAAAGCCGUUGAAUCAGGCAUUUCCCCCCUUGGACCCCCAUGGCCCCCGAAUUGGAACUACGCCCCGUACGCUCGACUGGGGACAGCAGUCCCUCAUCUUCCUCCUUAUCAAGCCAGUCCGACUCAAUCCCUUCCCAUUUACAAAUAGACUCCCCGGAUUAUUCACCAAGUGUUAUACGCAACUCAGUCUUCAUCUCUUCUCCACUGAAUCCCUCCUCACCGGACCACAGGCCCUGCUUCAAUUCCCUUGGUCGAAAAUCUAUCGUCACCCGUUUUCCCUCAGAAGAUGCCCGUGCACUUGGAAACUCAUCCUCUUCACCACGAAACUCCAUGAUCCUUUACCAUCUCGUCGACGACGGUUCAUUACCCUCUCCACCACGGAUUCACAGUAAACGCGAAUCCAUCAACUCCCUGUCCGGAGACACCGUCGUCUCCGUCUCUUCUGAUUCUAAAUACCCUUCAGGGAAUUUGGGCGCGUCGGAGCGAGGUUUAAUCGCGUACGCGUAUGAUCCAGCUUUGGAUGAUGAUGUAGACGAUGACGAUUGGGAAAACAAACCUCUCGACUCCAACCGGGAAUCACUAUCAAAGCGUGGCAUCCUAAACGUUGGUGGACUCUUGACACUAUUCUUGAUUGCCGUUGGGUUACUCCUCAUACUACCGAUUGUGGACCAGAAAAAUUACAGUAGCAAAUGGCUAAUAACACAUAAUCCAAGAAUCAACUCGACAGGGCAAGCUGAGGAAGAGAUCGAUGUCAUUCCUAACAAAAGGAGAAACGAGACUCCAGCCUUAGAUAUCCAUAUUGACCCGUCAACACCCGUACACGCUCGUAAGAUCAUGGUACCUCGUGCCAAGACGGAGGAGACGGUCAUGUAUGACCUCGUGUUCUCCCGGGAAGGAGAUUCGCUCUGUGGAUCAAUUGCUCUUCACGACCUGAAUCCCAGUCCAUCCCAUCUCGUCGAAUUUCGGUACCGCGAUGGUUUCCGUUCAUUCUGGCAUAACGGGAUAUGGCAGCACGUAAGGAAUGAUGAAGUGGACAUUCCUACCUUCGUGAUAACCCCAAGUCGAUUAUGGUUAGCGAGGCGGUAUGUCGAGUUCGAGGCCGAUAGACUAUGUCAAGGCGGUCUCCAUAUCGAAUACUUACGAAUGUAUCGAAUAUCAUAAAGCCCGUAGACUGUGCCUGUUACCUUAGUAGUGUGCACCAAUACCUGGUAUUAUGUACCUAUCUACACUCACACCUAUAGUAUUCCCGUCUGCUGUAUCUAACUCAUCCUGUAUCUAUACCUCCGAAAUGAAUUCGGAUGACAUUCGACGCCCAUCUUCGCUUCACCGUUCCUAUCGGUCCUGGU